GAACGUUUCUUCAAACAACUGCAUCACGUCACAUCACUUCAAGAAACUAUUCUCACAACCUUUCUUGUAAUCCUCUGUAUCAACCCGAAUAUCAAUUUUCGACCCCUCAGCGCCACAACGCCGCCAUGUCCGCGAACGCCCAAAAUCCCCGACCUCAGGGCACUCCCGGAGGAAAAGCCACUGGGGCGUCAGGCGGUGCAUACGCCAAAUUCGAAUGCAAGAAUGCAAGGAGAGAGGACCAUCCUCGAGACUAUCGCUGGGUAGAUAGUGCUGACUCGCUGUGUGCCCAUUGUCAGUGCGCACCCCGUCAAAGCCGUUGAGAAAAUCUUUUAGCGUGUCGAGAUGAGAAUCACAUGCAUGGAUCAUUUCUCCAAGUUCUUUCUUUCCUGUAUGGGUCGCUUAUGGAGGAAUUUUGAUGGUUCAGUUGGGCGGGCUGUAUUAUAUUGUUUUUAAACGUUAUGAACCGCUAUUAGGGUUGGUGGCCCUAGAGACUGAGUGGCAACCGCAAUGGAGAUGUAACAUUGGAUCAUCUUCUGUAUACUAUUUCUGAUCAACGAAGAGAAACGUAG
This is a messenger RNA of Dothidotthia symphoricarpi CBS 119687, 569 nucleotides long. RefSeq lists its product as uncharacterized. The record is from RefSeq and is a predicted model, not a curated record. Lineage: Eukaryota; Fungi; Ascomycota; Dothideomycetes; Pleosporales; Dothidotthiaceae. The transcript has 2 exons. Bases 126 to 320 code for a protein of 64 amino acids.